Messenger RNA from Penicillium macrosclerotiorum, 1512 nucleotides. It is a transcript of the gene dbp3, whose product is annotated as RNA-dependent ATPase DBP3. Gene Ontology annotation, biological process: rRNA processing. Gene Ontology annotation, molecular function: ATP binding; RNA binding; RNA helicase activity. Lineage: Eukaryota; Fungi; Ascomycota; Eurotiomycetes; Eurotiales; Aspergillaceae. The coding region runs from base 1 to 1512 and encodes 503 amino acids. Gene Ontology annotation, cellular component: nucleolus. The transcript has 2 exons. The record is from RefSeq and is a predicted model, not a curated record.
AUGGCCAAACGAAGCCACGAAUCCACAGAGCCGCGGCCGGGGAAAAAAUCGAAAUCUGACAAGUCCUCCGGAUCCAAAGAAAAAAAGGACAAAAAGGCCGCAUCAAACGGGGAGGGUGAUAGCUCCUCUGAGAUCCCGCGCUAUGUGCAGACAUCGGGCCUCACAGAUCUUCCUCAGUCCCAGAUCGAUCAAUUUCUCGCCGACAAGGUGAUCAAGAUCACCGAUCCGUCCACGGAUGCCCCCAAGUUCCGCCCGAUCAUUUCAUUUGACUACCUGCCACCCUGCGACGAUGAUCUCUAUGCCCCUUUGAAGACUUUCCCUACACCAACACCGAUCCAAGCAGCAACCUGGCCUCUUCUAUUUGCCGGUCGGGAUGUGAUUGGUAUUGCAGAGACCGGUAGUGGUAAAACUCUGGGGUUCGGGUUGCCGUGUCUCAAGAGGUUGCUGGAUUCCAAGCGGAGCAAGAAGCCCUAUCAUCCUACCGCAGUAAUCAUCUCACCCACGAGAGAGCUCGCGAUGCAGAUCUAUGACCAGUUGGUCAAAUUUGCCGCCGUCGUAAAGGCUGAGGUGACCUGUAUCUAUGGAGGUGUACGAAAGGAUGAGCAGCGCGAGGCUCUCAAGACGGCCGCGAUUGUGGUUGCGACACCUGGUCGCUUGAAGGAUCUUCAGAAUGAGGAAGCGGUUAAUCUUGGAAAGGUCAAAUACUUGGUUCUUGACGAGGCAGACCGCAUGCUGGAUAAAGGGUUUGAGCAGGAUAUCAAGGACAUCAUUCAGCCCAUGCCUGUUUCCCGAAGACAAACAGUCAUGUUCACCGCCACAUGGCCUCGAUCAGUUCGAGACCUGGCAGCAACUUUCAUGAGUUCGCCAGUGACCGUGACCAUCGGCGGAGAUCCUUCUGCAGACCCUCGAGCGAACACUAGAAUCAAGCAGGAUGUUGAGGUGGUGGACCCCCGGGAUAAGGAAGGGCGGCUCAUUCAGAUCCUCAACCGCUCCCAGAGAGGAUCUCAAACCCCUGAGAAGGUUCUGGUAUUUUGUCUAUACAAAAAAGAGGCGAUGCGCGUGGAAAGGCUCAUUAAGACGAAAGGAUUCAAAGUGGCAGGGAUCCACGGUGAUCUCAAUCAGUCAGAUCGAUUCCGGAACCUUGAUGCCUUCAAAACAGGAGCGGCGACCGUCCUUGUUGCGACAGACGUGGCUGCACGGGGGUUGGAUAUUCCGGCUGUGAAGUUGGUGAUCAAUGUCACUUUCCCGUUGACCGUGGAGGAUUAUGUGCAUCGUAUCGGCCGGACUGGACGAGCUGGCGCUGAGGGCCAUGCUAUUACUCUAUUCACUGAACAAGACAAGGGACUUUCUGGCGGAUUGAUCAACGUUCUCAAAGCUGCCAAACAAGAAGUGCCGGAGGCCUUGCUCAAAUUUGGCACCACAGUCAAGAAGAAGCAGCAUGAUGCAUAUGGUGCCUUCUUUAAAGAUGUUGACUCGGACAAGAAGGCCACGAAGAUCACGUUCGAUGACUGA